AUGCCAGAAUCUAUAAAGGACAAGUCUGAAGAGGCUGUAACAGCAGGAUGUCAAGAUGCGCCGGUGGAGGAUCCGAUCGAUAAGUCUAUGGAUCAUGGCCUCAUAGCAUGGCUACAGGUCCUGGGGAGUUGGAUUUUGUUCUGGAAUACAUGGGGACUCACGAAUUCUUAUGGCGUCUUCCAAACUUUCUAUCUCAACAAUCUCCUACCUUCAUCUAACGCUUCUGCGAUAUCGUGGGUUGGCUCUGUGCAACUUUUCCUGACCAUGGUAGUCGGCAUACCCGCAGGUGUGCUUCUCGACGCGGGACAUCUCCACUUCCUUAUCGCCGCAGGAACCCUGUUGGAAAUCGCGGGAUUGUUCGCCUUGGCGGAAUGUUCUAAGUACUGGCAGAUAUUCCUGGCUCAAGGAAUCUGCAUGGGAAUUGGAAGUGGGUUACUGGGAUUGACAAGCGUGGCUGUUAUUCCGCUGUAUUUCCAACGCCGCAAGAUGAUCGCCACAGGUAUUGCUGCGACUGGAAGUAGUCUCGCGGGAAUUCUUUACCCCCUUAUGAUGCGCCGUCUCUUUGUCAAGGUCGGGUUUGCGUGGGCUGUUCGCACACUUGCUUUCUUGAUCCUUGGAUGUAUGGCUAUUUGCAUGGCAGUCAUGCGAUUGAGGGAUCGACCGAAGCGGAAAGGCCCAUUAUUCAACAUCAAGAUGCUCGCCGACAAACCGUACGCCGCAUUCGUUGGUGCAUUCACUCUGAUGAUCGCAUCCGCCUACAUUCCCUUCUUCUACAUUCAAGACUACGCUCUCAAACUCUCUGUCAACGAGGAAAUGGCAUUCAACUUACUCAGCAUCAUGAAUGCCGCAAGCCUUCUGGGACGCCUUGCACCAAAUUGGCUUGCAGACAGGUACGGAGGCGUGCAUGUCAUGUUUCCUUCAGCUGCUUUGUCCGCUCUAAUACUGUUCUUUUUCCGCUUUGUCAACAACCUUGGAGGGCUAGUUGCGAUUUCUGUCAUAUAUGGGUUUAUUUCCGGAGGCAUGAUUAGUCUUCCUCCGCCGAUUAUCGCGAGCUUGACCCCGAACUCAAGGGAGCUGGGCACAAAAAUGGGUAUGGCAUAUACGGUGGCGGCAUUUGGAGGACUGGUGGGUAAUCCGAUUGCAGGAGCUGCAAAGAGGGCUUCAAAGGGCUUGAGGAAGUCAGAUGUGCAGAAUGAGUUUCAGGGCGUUUGGCUGGUGGCGGCGGUGGGGAUGGUCAUAGCGACUGGUCUGCUUGUUCUGACGAAAUAUUUGCGGGCUGGUAAGAUUUUUGUGAGGACUAAAAUUUGA
Lindgomyces ingoldianus is the source of this 1308-nucleotide messenger RNA. RefSeq names its product MFS general substrate transporter. The record is from RefSeq and is a predicted model, not a curated record. Gene Ontology annotation, biological process: transmembrane transport. The transcript is spliced from 4 exons. NCBI's taxonomy places the organism in Eukaryota, Fungi, Ascomycota, Dothideomycetes, Pleosporales, Lindgomycetaceae. Bases 1 to 1308 code for a protein of 435 amino acids. Gene Ontology annotation, molecular function: transmembrane transporter activity. Gene Ontology annotation, cellular component: fungal-type vacuole membrane.